Molecule: messenger RNA, 2035 nt
Organism: Hemiscyllium ocellatum (epaulette shark)
Lineage: Eukaryota; Metazoa; Chordata; Chondrichthyes; Orectolobiformes; Hemiscylliidae
Gene: pgbd5
Product: piggyBac transposable element derived 5
Exons: 7
Coding region: 1-1614 (537 amino acids)
Biological process (GO): non-replicative DNA transposition
Cellular component (GO): nucleus
Molecular function (GO): transposase activity
Source: RefSeq, a predicted model, not a curated record
AUGGCGACCGAGGAGGUGGCGGCGGCCGCAGCUGCGGCCCGGCGGAAAGCUCUCUCCCUAUCCCGGCUCCGGGCUGCUCGUUCCCGCUACCAGAGCCUACAGAUCUCCGACGAUGUGUUCGGGGAAUCGGGUGGCGACAGCAGCAGCGAUGACAAUCCAUUUUACAGCACCUCGGCUGGCAGUUCGCAGUCCGACUGGGAGGAGGGUGAGGAGGAGGAGGGGGAUGUUAUGGUGCGGGAAGCGGGGACUGGGGGCAGGAGGCCCGAGGUCACCGGACAACCCACCUCAGAGUCGGGAGAUGGAGAGGACGCGGCGGGAUGGACCGAGCGGCUGAAGGACGUCGCGUUCCCUCCGUACGUCGACUCGGCGGGUCCCGUACAUCAGAUGCCACUAAAUGCAAGUGCAAUUGACUUCUUUCAGCUCUUUGUCCCUGAUAAUGUUAUAAGGAAUAUGGUUGUUCAAACAAAUAUGUAUGCCAAAAAGUACCAGGAAAGAUUUGGUUGUGAUGAAGGUUGGAGUGAUGUUAGUCUUCCAGAGAUGAAAACAUUUUUGGGAUAUAUGAUCUCCACUAGCAUUCACCACUGUGAAUCUGUCCUCAGCAUAUGGAGCGGUGGAUUUUACAGCAACAAGAGCAUUGCACUGAUGAUGACACAAAUGAGAUUUGAAAAGAUCCUGAAGUACUUCCACAUUGUAGCGUUUCGCUCCAGCCAGACAACGCAUGGAUUGUAUAAAAUUCAACCUUUUUUGGAUUGCCUACAAAUGACAUUUGAUACUGCAUUCAAGCCAUCUCAAACACAGGUACUGCAUGAACCAUUAAUUGAUGAAGAUCCACUCUUCAUUGCUACGUGUACAGACCGGGAAUUGCGCAAAAGGAAAAAGCGAAAGUUUAGUCUUUGGGUCAGGCAAUGUGCAGCAACAGGCUACAUCUGUCAGGUUUAUGUUAAUUUGAAGGAAGGAACUGCCUCAGAUGGGCUGGACACAUUGAAGAACAGGCCACAACUCCACAGUCUUGUGGCAAAAAGUCUUUGUCAGAAUUUGGCUGGAAAAAACUACAUCAUAUAUACUGGACCCAGCAUAACUAGCCUAAAUCUUUUUGAGGAGUUCGGAAAAAAAGGUAUUUAUUGUUGUGGACUUCUCAGCUCCAGGAAGAGUGACUGUACAGGACUACCACGGUCGAUGCUAGUGAACCCUGAGAUUCCACAGGCUCGUGGCCAGUACAGGGUGAGAAUGAAAGGAAAUAUGUCCCUAAUAAGCUGGUCCAACAAAGGGCAGUUCUACUUUCUCACAAAUGCUUAUUCUCCAUUUAAAGAAGGUGUCAUAAUUAGAAGGAAGAGUGGAGAGAUUCGCUGUCCUUUAGCAGUAGAGGCUUUUGCUGCUCAUCUUGGCUACAUCUGCAAAUAUGAUGAUAAGUACAGCAAGUACUUUAUAUCACACAAGGCAAACAAGACCUGGCAGCAAGUGUUCUGGUUUGUUCUCAGUAUUGCUGUCAAUAAUUCAUACAUCUUGUACAAGAUGUCAGAGGCAUAUCUAGUCAGGCGCUACACACGGGUACAGUUUGGUGAAAAACUGGUCAAAGAGUUGCUUGGAAUUGAGGAACAAUUCCCCUUGGAAUGAUAACAUUGGCAGCAUAGGUGCCAAGGUCAAAUUGUUGCACUGCAUUCACAGGGCUAAACAACAUUUCACACUCUUGUCAUAACCAUCAAACAUUAUUCUCGCUGUCCAGCUUUUCCUUGAAAUUUGCAGCAAGUAUAUCCUUUAAUUCCCAGUUCUGCCAUGGAACAGCAAGGCCAACUGAAGACCACAACACUAUUUGCAAGGAAUCUGGAGACUGGUACUGCCAUUUAAAACGACCUGGAAAAUCCAAAUGUAACCUACCUUUUGAUGUAAUUACUUCUGCAAAAUUGAAUGAAGUGUUCAACUUGGAUAGAACUGGAACAAUAGCAUAAUCUUUGAAUUGUGGUCUAAUUGUGGCAUUUUAUAUAUGUGGAGAAGUAAAAUGUACACUUUUUUUUAUAUUCAAAUUGUACACCCCUGG